This is a messenger RNA of Benincasa hispida (wax gourd), 2692 nucleotides long. RefSeq names its product protein phosphatase 2C 53-like. Gene Ontology annotation, biological process: protein dephosphorylation. Gene Ontology annotation, molecular function: cation binding; protein serine/threonine phosphatase activity. The record is from RefSeq and is a predicted model, not a curated record. NCBI's taxonomy places the organism in Eukaryota, Viridiplantae, Streptophyta, Magnoliopsida, Cucurbitales, Cucurbitaceae.
GUUCUAUUCUUUCUUUCUCUCAAACAAAUUAAAAAGGUUGUAUUUUUUCCCUUUUCUUUUUCAAUUACUUUUCCUCGUAUUUGCGUACUUCUCUGCUGCUCUGGCAAUUUUUAUUUGUAUUUUUUCCUUUCUGGGUCGUGUAAAUUGCUGUUUGUUUAAGUGCUUUGUGGAUUUGUGAUGUUGAAGAGGAAAAAGAAGGUGAAGAAGAAGAAAGGGAAGUCUCUACAGUUGACGAGCUGAGAAAUUAGGUUUUUCUGUGCAUUUAAAGUUUCUUCUGGUUGAUUCCGGCUCGUUGUAUUUGUCUGGGGUUGGACAGAAAGGAAUUCUAAAGAGGGAAAUUGAUGGGCCUAUCAGAUUUCCAAGUUCAAAUUUCUCCUUAUAAUUGGUGGCUUGAUCCAGUGUAGUUGACCAGAUCUGAAUGUUCAUUUCAUUUUUCCCUCACUUUUUUAGGCCUUCCACGUGUUGCUUCCCCUGACUUGGCUUCCUACUUUGGGUCUUAUCAAGUUUCUUACGGAUGGAAAAUGGUUUGUUCAACCCCAACAUUCACAUUCCAAGAUCAUUCUUAAUGACAGAAAAAGGCGGUGGAUUAGUUGAAAUAUGACAGGUCUUGUUAUUUUAGAGGGGUUAGGGGGUAACUUUUAUCAUUGCUUAGGUAGAGAAUUUGAUGGAGGAAAUGUCCCCAGCGGUUGUGGUGCCAUUUAGGGUAGGUAAUUCAGUCUGUGAUAACCCCAACAUGGCAACCCCCAUGGAUAUCACAAGACUUAAGCUAAUGGCAGAUACUGCUGGUUUGUUAUCUGAUUCUGUGACUAAGGCUUCUGAUGACCUGACUGAAGUAGGUUCUGAUGAUUGUAAGAGUUCUAAUGGGGAGGAAGAGGUUGGUAUUACUACAGUUUCGGUUACGAAUGACAAGUGCGAAGGAGUUCCAUUGUCAGUUGUGUUAUCUCAAAAUAAUAGCAGUUGGGUUGCGGAAAAUGAGUCGAUAUCCCAUGGAAGUGAGGAAGAUGAUUCUUUAUCUUUAGAGGGCGAUCACAUUUAUGAUAGCUCUUGUUCGCAUUCAGUGAUUAGUGAGAAUAGCAGUAUUUGUGGUGAUGAUUUUUUAGGUUCUGAGGUAUCUUCUUUUGAAGCAUUUGAUUCCAUCAGCAAUGCAAAGGACAUUAGCAGCGUUGAGAUUGCAGCUAAAGCCAAUAUUGAAGAGACUAAUGUCGAAAGUCUUGACACUCAGAUUGCGAGUUCUUCUUCUGCAGCAGCUAGCCUUGAAGAAGAUGUUGGAGAUGGGCUAGGCACUGAAGCAUGUAAUAACAUGGUUCUUCAGCUUCCUCUUGAGAAAAGGGCAAGCGAACCAGUCGGUCGAAGUGUUUUUGAGGUAGAUUGUGUUCCCCUUUGGGGAUUUACGUCGGUCUGUGGAAGAAGACCCGAGAUGGAAGAUGCAGUGGCAACUGUACCGAGGUUUUCGGAACUUCCAGUCCAAAUGCUUGUUGGUGACCGAGUUCUUGAUGGCUCAAACAAGGCUAUAGCUCACCAAACCGUUCAUUUUUUUGGGGUUUAUGAUGGUCACGGUGGAUCUCAGGUCGCAAAUUUUUGUCGUGAACGUAUGCAUUUGGCUUUAUCUGAGGAGAUAGAAUUGGCUAAGCAAGAUAUAGCUGUUGGCAAUAUGAAGGAUAAUUGCCAAGAGCUAUGGAGAAAGGCAUUCACCAAAUGUUUUCUAAAAGUUGAUGCUGAAAUUGGAGGGGGAACUGGUGUUGAGCCUGUUGCGCCAGAAACUGUAGGCUCCACUGCUGUUGUUGCAAUUAUCUGUGCCUCUCACAUUAUUGUUGCAAACUGUGGAGACUCAAGAGCAGUUCUUUGUCGUGGGAAGGAGCCAAUGGCAUUGUCUGUGGAUCAUAAACCAAACAGAGAAGAUGAAUAUGAAAGGAUUGAGGCCGCGGGAGGAAAGGUCAUACAGUGGAACGGGCACCGUGUUUUUGGUGUUCUUGCAAUGUCGAGAUCCAUUGGUGAUAGAUACUUGAAACCAUGGAUCAUCCCAGAGCCAGAAGUGAUGUUCCUCCCUCGGGCGAAAGACGACGAAUGCCUCGUUCUAGCGAGUGAUGGUUUAUGGGAUGUGAUGACAAAUGAAGAGGUAUGCGACUUGGCUCGAAGACGAAUCCUACUCUGGCACAAGAAGAAUGGCGUCAGUUUGCCUUCUGAGAGGGGGCUGGGGAUCGAUCCUGCAGCCCAAGCAGCCGCAGAAUACCUCUCAAACCGAGCUCUUCAAAAGGGCAGCAAAGACAACAUCACAGUAAUCGUGAUCGAUUUGAAAGCUCAAAGGAAGUUCAAGACAAAAUCAUAACGAAAUCAUUCUUCCUCUUUUUAGUUGUACUUGUACCAUAUUAUUGUUAUGAUUUAUGAGACAAGGAAACACGAUGAUAUUAAUGUUCGCCCGACUAUUUUUCUUCGGGGCAUUAUGAUAUUAAUGAUAUGAAUGUGAAGGAAGUAUGCAGCAUUCUAGAAUCUCCAUGGCACUAAGAGCAUUUGUUAUAAGCUCUUCAGUCCUGAUGAGUUCUGGCAAUGUAAAUGACUGCUGCAGCAAUGUGAUAGAAUAGGUGAAACAAACUGGGAAACCCUUCCACUUUUAUGCACUAUUUUCUUUGUAUCAAUUCGUACUCUUGGUGCUUAUUAUAAAGAAUUAGCAGAAAUUGAGGCUUUUCUUUUGUUA